AUGCAAGGCAGCAGCAAUCAAAGUGAAGCCAAUGGAAACAGCGGACAGACCGGGGAAAUCAUUCUGGAUGGACCAGUAAAGAAGCUAGUUCUAGUAGGGGAUGGAGGUACAGGAAAGACCACAUUCGUAAAGAGACAUUUAACAGGAGAAUUCACCAAGAGAUACAUUGCCACAGUAGGAGCAGAAACAUACGUGUUGCCAUUCUACACAAAUUACGGACAGGUAAACUACACUGUGUUCGACACAGCAGGACAGGAGAAGUUUGGGGGUCUAAGAGAUGCCUACUACUACGGUGCAGACUGCGGUAUUAUUAUGUUCGACACAACAUCCAGAAUUACCUACAAGAAUGUGCCAAACUGGUACAGAGACUUACGCCUUAUUUGCCCAGACAUUCCACUGUGCCUGUGCGGUAACAAGGUAGAUAUAAUAGAUAGAAAAGUAAAGCCUGCACAUAUGAAGGACAGGAAGAUAAUGCAGAAUAUAGUGUACUUUGAUAUAAGUGCAAAGAGCAACUACAACUAUGACAAACCCUUCCUUUAUUUCACAAGAACACUCUACCAGAAGCCAGACUUGUUCUUUGUUGCAAACUCUGCACUGCUUCCCCCUGAGGCAGAAGUAAAUGUUGAAUUAAUUGAGCAGUUUGCAAAGAUGUCAACAGAAGCUACAGACCAGCCCCUUCCAGACUUUGAAUAA
Nematocida ausubeli is the source of this 693-nucleotide messenger RNA. RefSeq lists its product as uncharacterized. The record is from RefSeq and is a predicted model, not a curated record. Gene Ontology annotation, cellular component: cytoplasm; nucleus. The transcript has a single exon. Gene Ontology annotation, biological process: protein import into nucleus; ribosomal subunit export from nucleus. NCBI's taxonomy places the organism in Eukaryota, Fungi, Microsporidia. Gene Ontology annotation, molecular function: GTPase activity; GTP binding. Bases 1 to 693 code for a protein of 230 amino acids.